CUGGGAACGAACCCCUGACCAUCCUCCCUCUGACCUCAGAAAUGGAGGAAGCUGCCGUCAAAGCCCACUACAAAGUCUGUGACCGCCUGAAGCUGGAGAAGAAGCAGCGCAGGAUGUGCCGGCGGGACCCCGGCGUGGCCGAGACCCUGAUGGAGGCAAUCAGCAUGAGCGCGCUGGAGUGCCAGUACCAGUUUCGCUUCGAGCGCUGGAACUGCACCCUGGAGGGUCGCUACCGGGCCAGCUUGCUAAAGAGAGGUUUUAAGGAGACUGCCUUCUUGUACGCUAUCUCCUCUGCGGGGCUGACGCACGCCAUGGCCAAGGCAUGCAGCGCGGGGCGGAUGGAGCGUUGCACCUGUGACGAGGCCCCCGACCUGGAGAACCGUGAGGCUUGGCAGUGGGGUGGCUGCGGAGACAACCUGAAAUACAGCAACAAGUUUGUCAAGGAGUUCCUGGGGAGGAAACCCAACAAAGACCUGCGAGCCAGGGUGGACUUCCACAAUAACCUCGUGGGCAUGAAG
Molecule: messenger RNA, 518 nt
Organism: Phaethon lepturus (White-tailed tropicbird)
Lineage: Eukaryota; Metazoa; Chordata; Aves; Phaethontiformes; Phaethontidae
Product: protein Wnt-9a
Exons: 2
Biological process (GO): canonical Wnt signaling pathway; multicellular organism development; cell fate commitment
Cellular component (GO): extracellular region
Molecular function (GO): frizzled binding; cytokine activity
Source: RefSeq, a predicted model, not a curated record